UGACUGUGUCUGUGUGCUAUUUUGGCUCAAGGGAAAAAAAACCAAGAAGAUGCUUCAAGGCCAACUUAUAAUCUCGGCGGACACAAAGAAUGCGAAAAAAAAGACGAACAUUGCCUACGUCAAAGUGCACAAGUGCGGCUCAACUACAAUGACGAGUACUUUUCUACGAUUUGCCGAAAUUAAUCGAAUGGAAUUGCCAUUUUGUAAGAGUGGCUGGCCGUAUAUAAGCUAUCCGACAACGAGACAAGAGAUAUACACGCCUGAGUUCAGAUCAAAUGACCGGUCAAAGUAUAAUAUUCUGGCUGUGCAUACCAUGUACAAUUACACUCUAUGGAAUCGAGUAAUGAAACAUCCGUUCACAUUGGUUGGCGCCGCAAGAGAACCCUUCAAUCAGUUUGAGUCCUUCUUCACUUUCUAUAAAUUCCACGACUUCAUUUCGAGGAAAUACAAGAUGCCACAAUCAGAAACGCUCGACUUCUUUUUGAAUGAGUUCAAUGGAAGGCUGAAAGACGAAAAAUGGGAAUUCCACGGUAUGUCGACUCAAAGGAUUCGUAACACAAUGCUGCUCGAUUACGGCAUGCCCUUGCUGGAUCAUUCAAGGAACGAGUCAGGGGAUGUUUUAAAGUACAUAAACGAGCUGACUGCUAACGUCACUGUUUUUAUAAUCCAAGAUUACUUUGAUGAAAGCCUGGUGGUUUUGAAAAAUAUACUCUGCUGGAACUGGUCCGAUAUUGUAUAUGAUGCCUUUAUCCAUCAGAGAACUCCAAGUCCAUCGGGGAGUUUGAAAAGUACAAACAUGAGCCUAAUUGAAGAACGACGGCGACUUCACAAAAUUUUCUCACCCUAUGACUACAUAUUUUAUGGGAAGUCUUUUUCCAAGUUACAAUCACAAAUUGAGUCCAUAACAGACUUCGCUGAGCAGCUCCAAGAGUUUCGAGAUAUCAAAUCGAUAAUUGCAGGUUGGUGCGAAAGCAGUGAGAGAUCUCCAAGCGAUACGUUAAAGCUUCCUGUGAAAUACCAUGCUUCUCAGAUUACGACGAUUGAUGAUUUUGGUUGCAGCAGGUUAAAAAUAAAAACGUGGCAAGCCUACUCCGAUCAAUUGCUAAAAUCAACUACUGCCAAGGUAGAUUGGAUAUGAAAUAGGAAUCGAACAAACUUUUAUCUUUUUUAUUGAUGUAAAGUUC
This is a messenger RNA of Symsagittifera roscoffensis, 1184 nucleotides long. RefSeq names its product galactosylceramide sulfotransferase-like. The coding region runs from base 50 to 1138 and encodes 362 amino acids. The transcript has 5 exons. Gene Ontology annotation, molecular function: galactosylceramide sulfotransferase activity. Gene Ontology annotation, biological process: glycolipid biosynthetic process. Gene Ontology annotation, cellular component: membrane. NCBI's taxonomy places the organism in Eukaryota, Metazoa, Xenacoelomorpha, Acoela, Convolutidae. The record is from RefSeq and is a predicted model, not a curated record.